This is a messenger RNA of Rotaria sordida, 666 nucleotides long. Lineage: Eukaryota; Metazoa; Rotifera; Eurotatoria; Philodinida; Philodinidae. The record is from the annotation of a GenBank genome assembly.
AUGUCAGUACCUGGAAGUAAACCAGAUUUUAUAACGGAUGAUGAAUGUUACAUUAACUGUCCUAAUAAGAGGACUGCUUAUGAAUGGCAUUUAAAUGAUAGAAAUGAUUUUGCAUUGAAAAAGGCCAAAAAAUUUCGUUUACAAUACGAAAAAUUGUAUGUUGCAAGGCACUGGCUGAUCACAGUUCUCCUACGAUUAAAUACAACAGUAAAAGAUUUGGUUUAUGCAAUUCUAAAGGGCUAUCUGAAUGAUGUUAAUAUGCCUGCAGAUCGGAAUAUUUGGGAAGACAUCAUCCAAGAUCUUAAAACUGCUGGUGCAGAGAAUGAGCCAACGUAUAUACUUCGAGCUUAUUCUCGUUCACAAACAUUCAGCAAACGAAUCAAUAAUGACAUGGCUAAAAAUACGUAUCAUGAACUUAAACUUUACUGUACAUCACUUAAUUGUAACGUACUAGCACGUACACAAGAUGCUAGUCGAACGAGUGUCUGUUCUCCAGUUAUUCUUAUAACUGCAGUUACCAUCACAACUAUGAGUUACCUUCGAAUUCUAACUUUUUUGGUCACAAUUAGUAUUGUUACAAGUGCUGAUGUAGUUGUAUCUAUAUCAACGAAAGCACCUGAUUCAUCAUUUUAUCCAUAUAUUUCUCAUCCAUCUCAGCCACAAUGA